This is a messenger RNA of Vigna unguiculata (cowpea), 2046 nucleotides long. RefSeq names its product Mitochondrial transcription termination factor family protein (gene MDA1). Gene Ontology annotation, molecular function: double-stranded DNA binding. Gene Ontology annotation, biological process: regulation of DNA-templated transcription. NCBI's taxonomy places the organism in Eukaryota, Viridiplantae, Streptophyta, Magnoliopsida, Fabales, Fabaceae. The record is from RefSeq and is a predicted model, not a curated record.
CAUCUAUCGUAUCUUAUCUCCCAUGAUUCUGUCUGUUGUCUGUAGUCCGCGCAGCGAUACAGUAAUGAAAAAAUCUUUCUUUUUCACAGAAACUAACUCAACCCUAAGAAGAUGAAGACUUUCUCCUCAGUUCAACUACCCCACCAUUUUUAUUCUGCAAGAUUCUUCUCUUGCACAACCACGAGGACUCAACUUUCUUUUCCUGCAAAGGUCUUCAUUUGCCAGGCAAAAUCAGGCAUAGAUGGGUCAUUGAAUUUAAAAGUGGUGUCUCCCACACUGUUAGUAGCAGAAAAGGAAGAAGCCAAGGCUGUAUUGGCCUUGUUCUUGAAGAAACAAGGUUUGAGCAAUGCGGUUGCUGCUAGAACCAUCAACAAGUCAGAUCUUUUCAUUGAUCACCUUGUCUCAAAGCUUCAUUCCAAACACAGAUCUUGGUAUCUUGCAGGAAGAGAGCUUACAACUUUGGAGAUCAGGGAUGCUCUUAUCCCUUAUCUUGAAUCCCUGUUUGAAGAGCAUGGUGACAUUCUAGUGGAUGUAGUGGAAAACUAUCCAAAUCCACCUGUUAAGGACAAAUCAGCAGUGCCAGUUUCUCCUUCUAGUCCUGUGUUAGACUCUAAGAAGCUUAAAGCUGUGUCACUAGUGAGUGAGACAGACCAAGAUGGUGGCAAUCUGCGCCCUCAUAUUGUCUAUCUCAUGGAACUUGGUAUGGAUAUUGAUCAGAUUCGAAGUAUCACACACCGAUUCCCGGCUUUUGCCUACUAUAGCUUGGAGGGUAAAGUUAAGCCUGUGGUUGAGUUUUUUCUUGAACUUGGGGUGCCAAAAGAGCACAUUCCAUCUAUUCUCAGUAAAAGGCCUCAAUUAUGUGGUUUCAGUUUAUCUGAAAAUCUUAAACCCACCAUGAAGUUCUUAGAGUCAUUGGGUAUUGACAAGAAGCAAUGGCCAAAGGUGAUCUAUCGCUUCCCGGCCUUGAUAACUUAUAGCAGGCAGAAAGUGAUGGAAAGCAUAGAUUUCCUUCUUGAAUUGGGCCUAUCUGAAGAGAAUAUAGGUAAGAUUUUAACUCGUUGCCCGCAUAUCGUUAGUUAUAGUGUAGAGGACAAUCUCCGACCGACGGCGAAGUACUUCCGUUCUUUAGGGGCUGAUGUUGGCAUUCUUCUAUUCAGAUGCCCACAGAAUUUUGGUCUUAGCAUUGAGGCCAACCUGAAACCUAUAACAGCAUUUUUCUUGGAGAGGGGAUACACUUUGGAAGAAAUUGGGACCAUGAUUUCAAGAUAUGGAGCCUUGUAUACUUUUAGCUUGACUGAAAAUUUGAUUCCAAAAUGGGAUUUCUUUUUGACCACUGGAUACCCAAACUCUGAGCUGGUUAAGUUUCCUCAGUAUUUUGGAUACAGCUUAGAGAAAAGGAUUAAGCCUAGAUUUGCAAUCAUGAAGAAAUCUGGGGUAAGGUUACUGCUGAACCAGGUUCUUUCUCUGUCAAGCAACAACUUUGACAAGGCCUUGAAAAAGAAAAUGAAAAAAAUGCAAGAUGGUUAGGAUUUUAGUUACAACAGCAAAGUUGCUCAAUCCAUCAGGUAAAGAAAAUUGAGACUUUAAGGUAAUGUUACAUGCUAGAAGCUGCUGAACUUCACGAUUCUUUUUGUUUUUGGAGGGAUCAAUGAAGUCAAAAGUUGCAGUUAUACUGGAACAUUAUUAGUCAAUAGCUAGGUCCUGAAACCAUACUCUGAUAACAUCAUGUUUGAAACCGUUCUUGCAGUUAUUGUUAGAUGUCCCAUGAAACUAGUACUGUCAACAAGAUGAGAAAUGCUUCUGCAAAACCACUGUCAGAUAAAUUCAGUUGCAGUUUUGGCGCUGCAGCAAUCAAGUGGUGCAAAUGUUGCUCUGUUUUACGUUGUGUUACGGUGGAUUUUUCAUUAGAGUUUGGUUUAUAGCAGAUCAUUUGCAUGAAUAGCCUUUUAAAUUGGUUAAAUUAUUGUAAUUAUAUCGAUUUACAAUACCCCUAUGGAUUGGUCUCAUAGCAAAUUAAUGAAUAAUUUUCUCAUUUGUUCGAAGUUA